AUAGAAGUUUCAUUAUUCGAUGAUAUGAUCGAAUUAUUAUCUCCGAAAUUGGACAAUUUAAAAGAAUUAUAUUAUCAUGGUAAAUCUUGUCAUGGUUUGCCUUUAAAAAGUUGUUAUAGUAAUAUUCCAAUGCACUUUUAUUCAAAACUUGACAAUAUUCGUAGUAUAAACUUACUUUGCAGCGACAUCGUUGAAGCAAUUUUAUUAUCAAAAUUCAUUCCUUUGCAAAAUAGGUUGCAACACUUCAUCUUGUCAGAUUAUCAUUCGGCUGCGAAUUCUAACAAUGGUGAAUACAAUAUCGUAAUCAAUUCAUUAUCUGCUCAAAAGGAUAGUUUACAAGUAUUAGAGUUAAGAAAUGUAUCCUUCAAAAAUGUAGAUGGAAAAGCCAUCGAAUUACUGGGACUACUCAAAAAUAUUAGAAAGCUGAAGCUAUUUUGGUGUCGUCAAUUUAAUAUUAAAUUGAAUGCUUGGACAAGGAAUUUACCAAAGAUUGAAGAAUUUGAAUUUAUUGGAUUCUAUAUUGAGGAUAUGUCAAUUAGCUUUAUAAUUAAAUUAAUUCAAUCCGCUUCACUUACGUUGACUCGAUUAGUUAUAGAUUAUGACAGGGUGGAUGCCUUUGAUUACAAUGUUACUCAAAUAUACGACCAAAUUCCACUUUACUUGCACUCAUUAACUCAUUUAACCCUUACUCAAAUCCGUCAAACAGAGUUGGUCCCUAUAUUUACUUCAUGUAUUAAACUAGUUUACCUUAGUAUUAUCCCUAUUGGAAAAAUUGAAGGUUACCUUGAGAAUGUAAUUCCAAAAAGGUUACAAAUCAUGCAGUUUAGAAAGGUUGAUUUUAUAAAUAUUGAAACUUUGGAGCCUUCCUUGAAGAAGUGUGUAAAUGAUGGCGGUAAAUUGAAGUAUUUAGAAAUUAAAGGAAGAUGCAACGUGAGUCAAGAGUGUUUUGAUCUAGUUGGAAAACUUG
Funneliformis caledonium is the source of this 967-nucleotide messenger RNA. NCBI's taxonomy places the organism in Eukaryota, Fungi, Glomeromycota, Glomeromycetes, Glomerales, Glomeraceae. The record is from the annotation of a GenBank genome assembly.